UUAUGCGAAAGAUGAAUUGUCUUCUGAUUUAAUGUUUCCCACCUGUUCAUUGCAUUGUAUUAUAAUUUCGUGCUCUACUCGUGAAGUAUACUGCGUGUGCAAUUUGGUUAUUCUUGCAAUCGCGUCCGUGAUGUUUAAUUUUUUCGCAUUUCUGAUAGAUUAGAACCGAAGCACGUAAUCUUUGAUAAGAACAAUAUUCAUAAGUUUCAUACCACGAUAUUAAUAAUAUGUUAGAAGUAGUCGAAUAAAUACAAAUAAUGUACUUGUUUAAUUUCUCACACAUUGUUUCCCACAUAUUUGCUUAAGACGAAAUGCCUAGGUACUAAACAUUGUUUUCUAACAUACUCGUAAUUGCCUUCCCUAGGACUCGCACCACUCGCGUGGGCCCCAGUUGCUCUGUCCUAGCUACAACACUGAGAUAAUUCGUUGGAUAUAAGUGUAUCUAUGUUACGUUAGUCUCGUUAGUAGUUUACAAAGAAAUCUAGUUACUGACAAAGCGGCAUCAUCAAAAUUUAGAAACUAACAAUUCAGGAAAGGAUAAUGGCAAAAAUUUGUAAUUUUUUGGGUCUUGUCACAAUUGGGGUAUUUACUGUUGCAACUGCAACCGAUUAUUGCAAUUUGCAAUCAUGUGCAAAGGAAGAUAGUCACACUAUGUGCAAAUAUCCUUCACCAACACCAGCGGCAGCAUGCGGAAAUCGGUAUAAUAUUGGCUUCAGAGUUGCUGAUAAGGAGAAUAUAGUAAAUUUACACAAUCGAUUGAGACGAAAAGUCGCAUCCGGUCAGGAAAUCAGAGGAAGCCCUGGUCCGCAACCUCCUGCAGUUAGCAUGCCAGACUUGGUAAUGCGUAAUACUUAAUAUAUUA
Messenger RNA from Vollenhovia emeryi, 862 nucleotides. Its product is annotated as venom allergen 3-like. The coding region runs from base 541 to 855 and encodes 104 amino acids. The record is from RefSeq and is a predicted model, not a curated record. The transcript has 2 exons. Lineage: Eukaryota; Metazoa; Arthropoda; Insecta; Hymenoptera; Formicidae.